AUGAGCUCCGCUGUUGGGUUGUCGGCACCAUCGCUGAACUUUCAGUUCUUUAACAAUAAUGAAAGUCUCGCCGGUGAGAAAGGGGAGUCUCGCAAAACCAAAAGAAACAGAAAGGAUAAUGAUCGAAACCAGCAGAGACCAGUGAAACCAACAUUCAAUGAAAAUUUCAGGGGUCAAUUAGAAUCCCCAGCACCUAGUCAAUUUGAUGAGACUCUUUCUUUAUCAAAAUCUCAGCCAAUGGCCAAUGAAGCAUUGUCGAACACUGCCGGGUCUCUUCUCAGCACAAACCCCGAGACGCUUGGCUUUCAGCCGAUAUCUCACAAGCCAAGAGGUGUUCCCAAAUAUUUGAUAGAACAAAAACCUAGCUUGAAACCACGACCUUUUUUACAAGAUCCAUGGGACCAAGAAAACCAAAGAAAAAUGCUUGCUAUAGAGACUCAAAUCUCGGACUCUACUGAGCUAUGGGAGACAUUCAAAAAAAUGCGCGAGGUGGAAAGACGGGUUAUGGAAGACAAAAAACUAGUCGACCGUGCGGACUCCGCAAAAGAUUUGAACGACGCCAUUGUGUUUCAAGGCACCUGUCAGGAUAUGUGCCCCAUAUUUGAGCGUGCGCGUAGAAGUGUGGAAAACAACGUUGUACGUUACGAAAAGGAGGACCAAAACUCCAAGAAGAUAUCCAGAUUUAAAGCCCUCAAAGUUUUUGCAAGGCCAGCAGCAGCUGCUGCUCCACCACUACCUUCGGACGUGAGACCUCCUGAAAUUCUUGUAAAAACAUUAGACUACAUCGUCGCCAAAAUAGUUCCAAACUUGCCUGAUUGCGAGGGGUUUUUGUGGGAUCGUAUGCGGUCUAUACGGCAAGACUUCACUUUUCAGAAUUAUAGCGGCCCCGAGGCUAUUGAUUGCAAUGAAAGAAUUGUUAGAACUCAUUUAUUGAUAUUGCAUGUCAUGGCAAAGUGUGACAUAGAAUAUAGCCGACAGCAGGAACUGGAACAAUUACACAAGGCUCUGAUUACGCUUUCAGAGAUCUAUGACGAGGUUCGUGCUAGCGGUGGCCAAGCUGCAAAUGAGGCUGAAUUUCGAGCAUACUCGUUACUAAGCAGAAUAAGAGAUCCUGAAUAUGAUAAAAUGGCACAAUCCCUUCCUCAACAAGUAUUUGAUGAUGAUAUGGUACAAUUGGCUUUGUGUUUUCGCAGAAUAGUAGCCAACUCCAAUUACUCUGAGAGAGGUCACAUAAAAACUGAGAAUGGACUUUUCUUGUAUAAAAGGUUUUUCCAGUUGCUCGCAUCUAAUCGUGUUCCUUUCCUCAUGUCUUCAUUUUUGGAAGUGUAUGUGAAUGAUAUACGCUUUUACGCGAUGAAAUCGUUAUCCCAUACUAUAAACAAGAAGCACAAACCUAUCCCCACCACUUACUUAAAGGAGGAACUGCUCUUCAACAGCGACGUUGAAUUGAUGAAUUUUUGUGAGCAUUACUCGAUUGAAGUGAACAUAGAAGGCAUUAAACUUACAACGUUGACCCACCACUCUCACAUAAUUGCAGAAAAAAAACCGCUCAAACAGAGUUUUUUGCAGAUUGUAGAUGAAAAGCUACUACAAUUAAAAUCAGAAGACCUGAUCAAUUGCGGAAAACCAAAUUUUGAUACUAUCCCACAACUUGGCCCAGGAGCUGAAAAAAAUUUCUCAAGUCCAGCGUUUAAUCCAGUGAAUGCAACCACUCUGGGAACAAAUGAAAAGACCAACCAUCAAUUCAAUUGGAAUAAUAAUCUCGAAACACCACAGUCAGCUUUGCAAAAUUUCGCAGACAGCCACCAAUUUGGAACAACCCUAAAAUUCGGAAUCACACCGAGUAAUAAUAGUAUAGCCCACAAUGUAGAGGCAUCAAAACAAACAGAAAAAGACAGUGAAGAAAAAAGCCCAAUUAUAGAAAAACAGAAUAAAAUACAACGCAGGCUUGAUGAACAAAGAAGGAUUCAAAAAGCUAGGGAAAAGGACAUUUCAUCGAAACAAAAUCAAGAUGAAGUUCGUUUAGUGGAAGAGAAGAAACGGGAGGAAAAGUCAAGAAAACAAUCGCAACUGAUAGCAACUACUUCAGUUGCCGAAGUUUUGGUACAUGAUGUGGUCAGAAAGCAGGUCUCAUUAAUUGCCAAAAAGCAACUCGAGCUGUCUUCCCAGAGAAAACAGAAAACGCAAGCUCUCGUGGAAGAGUUAUACCAGGCUUUUAUACACGAAAAGCUAUAUCUUCUUACGCUCGAGACAAAGGCAGACAAGGUUUUUGAGUCAGGUUGCUUGAAACAUACCUGGAAAAACUGGAAACGUCAUUAUAUAAAGAAGAAAGAACAGAGAGAAAUUAAAAGGGCUAGAACGGAGGAGUUAGCUCGGGUCAGUAAGCGGCUUGGCAUUCCUGAGUUCAAAAGGGCCAAAGUUGAGGUGUCGCCCGCAGCUAGUUUUUCUUACAUCAUACCUUCCUCAUCCCAGAGCCAAGUCGUCGACUCGCCGAUCACGAACGAGGAACGUCAAUUCAAAACUCCUGUGCACAAAAACACUAUAAUUUGGAAAAUUAUAGAUCUCGAUGCACUCUACCUCCGGCCAAUUAUACAAAAUAUGGAACCGGCAUAUUUGGACAAGUUAAUGCACUCUUCCGAACCGAUCAAGAUUGGAAUACUCAUCUUUGCCAGAAAUUGGAAUAGCGUUUCAUCCCGUUGGCUUUUGAGCAAGUUUGGUCUACAAAAGUCAACAAACCGAACUGUCAAGUCCAGCAACCUGAAAAUGAGUUUAGAAGUUAACGCUGUAGUACCAAGCUAUUCGCCCAGAAACUUUGAGGAUUUACAGCUCCUCGUUUUCAAUAGCGGUGUGACCGAAAAUGACAUUUUUGAUUUGGAAAUGAAGCUCAAACAAGAUGGCGAGAAGCUUAUUGAACUGACCCAUGGUAUUGCUCUAAAUACGAAUUACCAGUUCUCUAUCUUAGUCGUCUAUUGGGAAUCUACUCAAAACCCGCUUUCCCUGGACCAGAUUGCCAAAUUUUUGAAACUGAAUAACAUGUCGCGCAUUUUCGCCAACGUCCUCAAGACUAUCGAUGUUGUGAAGCUGACCAGCGACUGCCCGCACAAAACGCUAGAGCAGCAUUUGGCGAAAGUUGCCAGCUCGUGUGCGCUGAAACUAACGGAGCGCGGCUUGUACAACGAGUCCCUCCGAUCAAGGAGCUUGCUGGCAAGCUCCGCGACCCCGCACAGGUACCAGUCAUCUCUGGAAAUAGACGCUAAGCUGCGCAAAGCUCUGGAGCAAGAAGAACGCAAACACCAACAGGAGCGGGAUCACAACAACACCUACGCCUACUUACAAUCACACGUCGCUGCAUCACCUCGUGCCCGCAAACGAAAGUUACCUGUGCUGCUAUCAGACUCUAAGAAGAAUAAGUUCAAGACGCCGUUGGCGAUGCGGCCGUUUGUCAAACGCACUUCUUCUACGUGCUCGACGUCUUCGUUAGCGUCGUCUGAACCGUCUCAUCUGGCUGCCAAAAUCAAGACCGAGCGGUCUUUGGUCGAGCCUAAUACGCCGUGGGCAACUCCGUUGCCCUCCCGAACUCAACACAAUACUGUAAGCGACCUCGCGCCACUACGCACCCCAUCCAUCGCCGUUUCUACAAGUCGUUUGGAGCCCAACACCAGCGGCAUCUCUAACGUCACAUUUGAAUCUCCGUUUUCUACACCCACUCAAACGUUGCUUCCAAACUCAAGGCCGGCUUAUCCGAUUCAUUCGCAGGAAGCUAGUGCGAACAUAUUGGAGCUCAAGCAUCUUAUCGCCUCUGUGAAAAAAAAUCUGAGCACGCACACCAUUGCUAGGUCUGACAGACAAGGUUGA
Messenger RNA from Lachancea nothofagi CBS 11611, 3855 nucleotides. Lineage: Eukaryota; Fungi; Ascomycota; Saccharomycetes; Saccharomycetales; Saccharomycetaceae. The record is from the annotation of a GenBank genome assembly.